AUGCCAGCCACGACAGCGGAAACGCUGAGCAUCGUCAACCGCACGGUUUCCGUGGCGCCUCUCGUCCUCCUCUCUGCAGCAGAUCACUACGGCCGUUCGGCGAAAGGGACGCGGAAACGAGUCGUCGGUGUACUCCUAGGACAGAACGAUGGAAAAAGCGUGCGGGUAUCCAACAGCUUCGCGGGUAUGGGAAGGAUGCUGGAUACAAGAGGCCGGACAUAUAGCUGAUCAGAUGCAAACAGUGCCCUUCGAGGAAGACGACAAGGACCCGUCAGUAUGGUUUCUGGAUCACAACUACGUCGAAGCGAUGAACGACAUGUUCAAGAAGGUCAACGCGCGGGAGAAGCUAAUAGGCUGGUACCACUCGGGACCUAAGCUGCGAGCAAGCGAUCUCGAGAUCAAUGAGCUAUUCAAGAGAUACACGCCGAAUCCACUCCUCGUCAUCAUCGAUGUGCAGCCGAAGGAGGUUGGCGUGCCAACAGACGCAUACUUCGCCGUGGAGGAGAUCAAAGAUGUGGGUUGUUGAUUUCCAUGAAGCUGAGGGAAGUGGCUGACAUAUCGCAGGAUGGAACAACCACGUCGAAGACUUUCGUACACACACCUAGUACCAUCGAAGCGGAAGAGGCCGAGGAAAUCGGUGUUGAGCACCUGCUACGAGACAUCCGCGAUGUUGCAGUCGGUACACUCAGCACCCGCAUUACCAGCCAGCUCGAAUCGCUUCAAGGCCUCCAUCUUCGACUACAGGACAUCGGCAGGUACCUGCAAAAGGUGCUCGAUGGCGAACUUCCCGUGAACCAUGCCAUUCUCGGCAACCUCCAAGACGUCUUCAAUCUCCUCCCCAACCUCUCAACACCGAAGGCUUCAUCCAAGGACCUCCCUACACUCAACGGCAUGGUGAACGGUGCAGUUGGCAUAUCAGGUGGCAGCACAGAAAACUCGGAGCUCGCACGCGCCAUGAGUAUCAAGACCAACGACCAAUUGAUGUCUAUCUAUCUCUCCAGCUUAAUAAGAGCCAUCACCGCGUUCCACGACCUGAUUGAGAACAAGAUCCAAAACAAGCGGCAACAAGAGGACGCAGAUUCCAAGAAGGAGGAAGAUAAGAAGGAUGAAGAGAUUAAGAAAGAGGAGAAGCUGAUGGUCAACGGCACAUCAGAGAAGUCGGACAAGGAGGGCAAGGAAGAUGCCAAGAAAGAUGACAAAGGGAAGAAGAAGUGA
Messenger RNA from Lecanosticta acicola, 1215 nucleotides. Lineage: Eukaryota; Fungi; Ascomycota; Dothideomycetes; Mycosphaerellales; Mycosphaerellaceae. The record is from the annotation of a GenBank genome assembly.